AAGACAUGCGCCAGUUGCCGUACCUACAUCGAGCCAUUGAGUGAAUUCUGGGGAUUUAUUCUCUCAGUAAAACCUCGAGACACUUUAUUCAUGACUAACCAACCAUGUCUUCAGUCGAGUAUCUGAGAGAGUUUGUCAACAUCCGACUAACUGCUGCUGCCGAGGAAAUAUUCGGAGUUUUUAAAAGAACCAUCGUCGAGUAUGAAGAGGAGCUGGACCGACAGCGCAAACUGUUGGAUGUGGUUUUGAAGCCUGAGAUAAAGCUUCACAGAAUAGAGCUCCCGCAGCAAUAUGUCUGUAAGGAGGAGGAGGAGGAGGAUGAUGAUGAUGAGGAGGGUCUGGCUGAGCUGCAGCUCCGCAUUCAGGAGAUGAACUCCAGUAUGGACGAAGAUGACCCAGAGCCUCCACAGAUUAAAGAGGAAGAGGAGGAAGUGUGCAGCAGUCAGGAGGGAGAGCAGCUUGUACUGAAGCAGGAGACUGAUGGCUUCAUGUUGAUUCCUCCUUAUGACGGAAGCGAAGAUCAGACUCUGAACAUCAGACCUUACGAUGCUCUGAGUGCAGCAGAGAAAGAGUCUGUCGACGACAUACCAGUGACGAGCUUUGUGAUAUCAGACGAACACAGCGACCACCGACUGCUCUCUCACAGCUAUGAUGUCACUGAGAGCCGAGAUCAGGUUGGAGGCGAGCAGGAAGACUCGGGAUCACCUGGGAAUGCAGAGCUUCUCCCAAGACACCUUGAGAGUAAUAGCCACAGCAACAAUGUCUACAACUCUACUGUGUCAGAUAUGCUCCAUAACACUCAUGCAGAUGACAAGCCUUUCAAAUGUGACACAUGUGGGAAGGUUUUUAAGUAUAACUCAAAGCUGUUCAUACACCAGAGAGUCCACACAGGUGAGAAGCCGUAUUCUUGCAACAUCUGUGGGAAAAGCUUCAUCGAGAAAUCAGCGUUGAACACUCACAUACGAGGCCACUCAGGUGUGAAGCCGUAUCGCUGCGAAACCUGUGGAAAACAUUUCCGAUAUAACAACGCCUUGUUGGUGCACAUGAGAAUCCACUCGGGCGAGAGGCCGUUCACAUGUAAAACAUGCGGGAGAACUUUCAGACAGAACAGCGACUUGACAGUCCACAUGAGGAUCCACUCGGGCGAGAAGCCAUUCUCGUGCAAAACGUGUGGAAAAGCUUUCAGACACAACAGUCAGUUGACAGUCCACACGAGAAUCCACACAGGUGAGAAGCCGUACGUUUGCAACACCUGCGGGAAAAGACUCCGUGACACGUCCACGUUGAACAGGCAUGUAAGAAUCCACACAGGUGAGAAGCCAUAUACGUGUCCAAUAUGUGGGAGAGGUUUCAUACAGAAUAAUGACUUAAAAGCCCACAUGAGAAUCCACUCGAGUGACAAAACCAUGUCUUCAGUGGAGUAUCUGAGAGAGUUUGUCAACGUCCGACUAACUGCUGCUGCUGAAGAAAUAUUCGGAGUUUUUAAAAGAACCAUCGUCGAGUACGAAGAAGUGAUCGACCGUCAGCGCAGACUGUUGGAUAUCGUUUGGAAACCCGAUAUAAAGCUUCACAGGAUAGAGCUCCCGCAGCAGUAUGUCUGCAAAGAGGAGGAGGAGGUUCUCUCUGAUCAGCAGCAGCUACACAGGACAGAGCUCCCACGGCGACAUGUCUGUAAGGAGGAGGAGGAAGACCUUGCUGAGCAGCAGCUCUGUAUUCAGGAGAUGAACUCCAGUGUGGACCAAGAUGACUCAGAGCCUCCACAGAUUAAAGAGGAAGAGGAGGAAGUGUGCAGCAGUCAGGAGGAAGAGCAGCUUGUACUGAAGCAGGAGACUGAUGGCUUCAUGUUGAUUCCUCCUUAUGAGGAAAGUGACCACAGUGAACCAGAAACAAACAGUGACCACCAGCCGCUCUCUCACAGCUCUUAUGUCACUGAGAGCCGAUAUCAGGUUGGAGGCGAGCACGAAGACUCAGAAUCAACUAGAAAUACAGAGCUUCAACCGAAGAAAAGACAUCUUGAAAGUAGCAGACACAGGAACGAUGAUAACAACUGUACCAUGUCAAAGACUCACUGUGACACUCACACGGGCAAGAAGUCUUUUAAAUGUGACACGUGUGAGAAAGUUUUUAAGUAUAGUUCAAAACUGUACAGACACCAGAGAGUCCACACAGGUGUGAAGCGGUAUUCAUGUGACAUAUGUGGAAAACAUUUCCAAUUUAACAGUGGCUUGUCGGUGCACAUGAGAAUCCACUCAGGCGAGAAACCGUUUACAUGUAAAACAUGUGGGGGAACUUUCAGACAGAAAAGUGACUUGACAGUCCACAUGAGGAUCCACUCGGGCGAGAAGCCGUUUUUGUGCAAAACGUGUGGUAAAACUUUCAGACGUAAUGGUCAGUUAACGGUCCACAUGAGAAUCCACACAGGAGAGAAGCCGUACGAUUGUAAGACCUGCGGGAAAAGACUCCUCGACAUGUCCACGUUGAAAAGACAUUUAAGAAUCCACACAGGUGAAAAGCCAUUUGCAUGUGAGACAUGUGGGAGAGGUUUCAUACAGAACAGUGACUUGAAAACACACAUGAGAGUCCACUCUAGUGGGAAGUCAUAAUUUUGAGAGAUCUGCAUUAAAGAGACACUUUAAAGAUACUUUAAAGCAGCAAUCAUCAACUAUAUUGUCUUUAUAUGUAUGUUCAUCUAUAUAUGUUUAUUUAUACAUCCGUCUACAUGUAUAUAUACAUAUUUAUAUAUAUUUAUAUACUGUUUAUUAAUAAUAAUAAGGAAAAUGUUUUAAUAUACAAUAAAAUGUAAAACUAUUUGUUUGUAUUCUUUCAUGAUGACAAGCAGCAUCCCAUUUAUACAAGAUGUGAAU
Messenger RNA from Epinephelus fuscoguttatus (brown-marbled grouper), 2864 nucleotides. RefSeq names its product zinc finger protein 3-like. NCBI's taxonomy places the organism in Eukaryota, Metazoa, Chordata, Actinopteri, Perciformes, Serranidae. Bases 105 to 2603 code for a protein of 832 amino acids. Gene Ontology annotation, biological process: regulation of transcription by RNA polymerase II. Gene Ontology annotation, molecular function: RNA polymerase II cis-regulatory region sequence-specific DNA binding; DNA-binding transcription factor activity. The transcript is spliced from 5 exons. The record is from RefSeq and is a predicted model, not a curated record.